Anguilla anguilla (European eel) is the source of this 468-nucleotide messenger RNA. Its product is annotated as proline-rich proteoglycan 2-like. Lineage: Eukaryota; Metazoa; Chordata; Actinopteri; Anguilliformes; Anguillidae. The record is from RefSeq and is a predicted model, not a curated record.
CAUAAAUUUGAUGCCGUCACGCUCGUCACGCACCCGGUUUCGUUGCGUGGUCGUUGAGGAAAAAAAGCAGCUUGAUGCGGUAAAAAAACUGGAAGAGAUCGCCGAGUAACUGAGGAAACAAGAGCACCGUUUUACGAAAGAAACCUAUUCCUGUUAAGAUGAAUCCUGAACAGCCGCCUCCGUAUCCGGGCCCUGGCCCCUCCGCUCCAGGAUACCCCGCCCAAGGAUACCCUGCCCAAGGAUACCCCCCAAACAUGGAGCAGCCCCACCCUGGAGCCUACCCCGCCUACCCCGCUUACCCCGGGCCUGGGGGGCCCUACCCCGGUCCAGGACAGCCCCCCUACCAGGGGUACCCCGCGCCCCCGCAGCCACAGUUUGGCUGGCAGAACGGGCCGCCACCCGGACCCAUGUAUGCGGAGGCCCCCAAAAACACAGGUGAGAGGGGAAGGUAGGACUGCACCUGCUGCC